CGGCGGGAGGAGCUCCCCCGAGCCCCGGCGCCGGCCGCCCGUUGCUAGCUAUGGCAAAUGGUGGCGGCAGCGGCGGCGGCGGCGGCAGCGGCGGCGGCGACGGCGGCGGCGGCGGAGGCAGCGGUUUUAGAAUGAGUAGCAAUAUCCACGCGAACCAUCUCAGCCUAGACGCGUCCUCCUCCUCCUCCUCCUCUUCCUCCUCCUCCUCCUCUUCCUCCUCCUCCUCCUCUUCUUCCUCCUCCUCCUCCUCUUCCUCCUCUUCCUCCUCGUCCUCGGUCCACGAGCCCAAGAUGGAUGCGCUCAUCAUACCGGUGACCAUGGAGGUGCCGUGCGACAGCCGGGGCCAGCGCAUGUGGUGGGCUUUCUUGGCCUCCUCCAUGGUGACUUUCUUCGGGGGCCUCUUCAUCAUCUUGCUCUGGCGGACGCUCAAGUACCUGUGGACCGUGUGCUGCCACUGCGGGGGCAAGACCAAGGAGGUCCAGAAGAUUAAUAAUGGCUCGAGCCAAGCAGAUGGCACUCUCAAGCCAGUGGAUGAAAAAGAGGAGGCAGUGGCAGCCGAAGUCGGCUGGAUGACCUCCGUGAAGGACUGGGCAGGAGUGAUGAUAUCUGCUCAGACGCUGACCGGCAGAGUUCUGGUUGUCUUAGUCUUUGCUCUCAGCAUUGGUGCACUUGUAAUAUACUUCAUAGAUUCAUCAAACCCAAUAGAAUCCUGCCAGAAUUUCUACAAAGAUUUCACAUUACAGAUCGACAUGGCUUUCAACGUGUUCUUCCUUCUCUACUUUGGCUUGCGGUUCAUUGCAGCCAAUGACAAGCUGUGGUUCUGGCUGGAGGUGAACUCUGUAGUAGACUUCUUCACGGUCCCUCCUGUGUUUGUGUCAGUGUACUUGAACAGAAGUUGGCUUGGUUUGAGAUUUUUACGAGCCCUCAGACUGAUACAGUUUUCAGAAAUCUUGCAGUUUCUGAAUAUCCUGAAAACCAGCAAUUCCAUCAAGCUGGUGAAUUUACUCUCCAUAUUUAUCAGCACGUGGCUGACUGCCGCUGGCUUCAUUCAUUUGGUGGAGAAUUCAGGGGACCCAUGGGAAAAUUUCCAAAACAACCAGGCACUCACCUACUGGGAAUGCGUCUAUUUACUCAUGGUCACCAUGUCCACCGUGGGUUAUGGAGACGUUUAUGCCAAAACUACACUUGGGCGCCUCUUCAUGGUCUUCUUCAUCCUCGGGGGACUGGCCAUGUUUGCCAGCUACGUCCCUGAAAUCAUAGAGUUAAUAGGAAACCGCAAGAAAUACGGGGGCUCCUAUAGUGCGGUUAGUGGAAGAAAGCACAUUGUGGUCUGUGGACACAUCACUCUGGAGAGUGUUUCCAACUUCCUGAAGGACUUCCUGCACAAGGACCGGGAUGAUGUCAAUGUGGAGAUCGUCUUUCUUCACAACAUCUCCCCUAACCUGGAGCUCGAGGCUCUGUUCAAACGACAUUUUACUCAGGUGGAGUUUUAUCAGGGUUCAGUCCUCAAUCCACAUGAUCUAGCACGAGUCAAGAUAGAGUCAGCAGACGCGUGCCUGAUCCUUGCCAAUAAGUACUGCGCUGACCCGGAUGCUGAGGAUGCCUCCAACAUCAUGAGAGUGAUCUCUAUAAAGAACUACCACCCGAAGAUCAGAAUCAUCACUCAGAUGCUGCAGUACCACAACAAGGCCCAUCUGCUAAACAUCCCGAGCUGGAAUUGGAAAGAGGGCGAUGAUGCAAUAUGCCUUGCAGAGCUGAAGUUGGGUUUCAUAGCCCAGAGCUGCCUGGCUCAAGGCCUCUCCACGAUGCUCGCCAACCUCUUCUCCAUGAGGUCAUUCAUAAAGAUUGAAGAAGACACCUGGCAGAAAUACUACUUGGAAGGAGUCUCCAAUGAAAUGUACACAGAAUAUCUCUCCAGUGCCUUCGUGGGUCUAUCCUUCCCUACUGUUUGUGAGCUGUGUUUUGUGAAGCUAAAGCUCCUAAUGAUAGCCAUUGAGUACAAGUCCGCCAACCGAGAGAGCCGUAUAUUAAUUAAUCCUGGAAACCACCUUAAGAUCCAAGAAGGUACUUUAGGAUUUUUCAUCGCAAGUGAUGCCAAAGAAGUUAAAAGGGCAUAUUUUUACUGCAAGGCCUGUCAUGAUGACAUCACAGAUCCCAAAAGAAUUAAAAAAUGCGGCUGCAAAAGGCUUGAAGACGAGCAGCCAUCAACACUGUCACCCAAAAAAAAACAACGCAACGGGGGCAUGAGGAAUUCACCCAACACCUCUCCGAAGCUGAUGAGGCACGACCCCUUGUUAAUUCCUGGCAAUGAUCAGAUUGACAACAUGGACUCUAACGUGAAGAAGUAUGACUCUACUGGGAUGUUUCACUGGUGUGCACCCAAGGAGAUUGAGAAAGUCAUUCUGACUCGAAGCGAAGCAGCCAUGACUGUCCUGAGUGGCCACGUGGUGGUCUGCAUCUUUGGGGAUGUCAGCUCCGCCCUGAUUGGCCUGCGGAACCUGGUGAUGCCACUCAGGGCCAGCAACUUCCACUACCACGAGCUCAAGCACAUUGUGUUUGUGGGCUCUAUCGAGUACCUCAAGCGGGAAUGGGAGACGCUUCACAACUUCCCUAAAGUGUCCAUAUUGCCUGGUACGCCAUUAAGUCGGGCUGAUUUAAGGGCUGUCAACAUCAACCUCUGUGACAUGUGUGUUAUCCUGUCAGCCAAUCAGAAUAAUAUUGAUGAUACUUCGCUGCAGGACAAGGAAUGCAUCUUGGCGUCACUCAACAUCAAAUCUAUGCAGUUUGAUGACAGCAUCGGGGUCUUGCAGGCUAAUUCCCAAGGAUUCACACCUCCGGGAAUGGACAGAUCCUCUCCAGAUAACAGCCCAGUGCACGGGAUGUUGCGCCAGCCAUCCAUCACUACUGGGGUCAACAUCCCUAUCAUCACUGAACUCGUGAAUGACACAAAUGUUCAGUUUUUGGACCAAGACGAUGACGAUGACCCCGACACAGAACUGUACCUCACACAGCCCUUCGCUUGUGGGACAGCCUUUGCCGUCAGUGUCCUGGACUCACUCAUGAGUGCGACAUACUUCAAUGACAAUAUCCUCACCCUGAUACGGACUCUGGUGACCGGAGGAGCUACACCAGAACUGGAGGCUCUCAUUGCUGAGGAGAAUGCACUUCGAGGGGGCUACAGCACCCCUCAGACGCUGGCCAAUAGGGACCGCUGUCGUGUGGCCCAGUUAGCGCUGCUGGAUGGGCCCUUUGCAGACUUGGGGGAUGGUGGUUGUUAUGGUGAUCUGUUCUGCAAAGCUCUGAAAACCUAUAACAUGCUUUGCUUUGGAAUUUACCGGCUGAGAGAUGCCCACCUCAGCACCCCCAGCCAGUGUACAAAGAGGUAUGUCAUCACCAACCCCCCCUAUGAGUUUGAGCUCGUGCCGACAGAUCUGAUCUUCUGCUUGAUGCAGUUUGACCACAACGCCGGCCAGUCCCGGGCCAGCCUGUCCCAUUCCUCUCAGUCUUCACAGUCCUCCAGCAAGAAGAGCUCGUCCGUCCACUCUAUCCCAUCCACAGCAAACAGGCAGAACCGGCCCAAGUCCAGAGAAUCGCGGGACAAACAGAAGUACGUGCAGGAAGAGCGGCUUUGAUUUGUGCAUCCACCGCCACCGUGUGUGAAACUGUAUCCGCCACUCAUUUUUCCAGUUGGUGUUUCCAACAAAGUAACUUUCCCAGUUUUCCCUGUAGUCCUCCCCUCUUUUAUUUUUUUACACAUAUUUGCAUAUGUAUGAUAGUGUGCAUGUGGUUGUCAUUUUUAUUUCACCACCAUAAAACCCUUGAGCACAACAACAAAUAAGCAGACGGACCAAAAAAAGUUAUUUAUGAUUCUAGGAGAAAUAUAACCCAAAGGCAUGCUCCAGACAUAAAUAGCUCACUUCAAGAAUGAGUGCACAGAUUAGAAAAGAACACUCAUGAUCAAUGUUAGGUAAAGCCAGGUGUAUUUAACGUGCAAGAAAAGUUGAUUCUGAUUUAUCAGGAUAAUCAGGGUGCUUUGGGUUUUGAUUUUGUUGGUUUGUUUUCCUUUAGUGCUCUCUCUCUUUCUCUCUCUCUUUCUAUUUCAACACAUACACCAUAAGUUAACACACAUUUAUUUGAAAGAAGACACCAAAAAGCAAUGAAAAUGUAUUGAUCAUUUCUACUGUCUGGGCUGAAGUAUCACAAAGCAUUUGAAAAGCUUUCACACAUUGUGGGGAUAAUUAUUAAAUACCUGCUUGUUGCAAGAUAGCAUCGAAGAUGGUGUUUUUUUUUUUUUCCAGUUACUCAGUAAGGGCUUUUGUCCCAAAGCUAGCUUCCUUUGGGAGUUUAUAUGAACAUUUCUAACUUAAUACAGAGGCGAAUGUAUCCAAUCCCAGUCAUUUAAGGGAGAAGAGGUUUGAUUGCAUAUUCAAUUGUUUCCUGCUCCUUAGGCUGCCAUAUGAAUAGCUAUUUUUUUCCUUUACUUUUGACAUUUGGGAUGAAAAGCCAUAUGUAUCAUAAAUAUCAGAUGUAAACCAUUAGAAACUGCCUUCCUGGGACUUUUACAUCUUUAAAAGGUGAAGUACUUACCUUAUGUACAGAAUAAAUAAUGCUCAGGAAAGAGCAAGUAUUUUUCCAUGAGCUCUCAGGGGACCUUUUUACUCCCCUUUGUUUGAUUAGUGAGAGCCCCAAUGCCAGGUAGAAGCUGGGGCCACGGUGAUGGUGGAAUGAGAGGAAGAUAAACCCAGAAGUAGAAAUGUUUCUGUAGGAGCAAUCUGCUAAGUAAGCCAGGAUAUUGGAGGAGCAAGCCACAAUUGGCUAAGAAAACAAAAGCUGGUGACUACCUUCAAUUCUUGGUACAGCUGCAUGACGCUUGGUCCCAAAGCAGAAAACAGGUGGGAAAAAGUUGUUCAUUCUCUAUUUCUUUUUUCUUUCUUUCUCUAUUUUUUUUUGUGCAGGUACUAAGGUUUGAAC
Messenger RNA from Perognathus longimembris pacificus (Pacific pocket mouse), 4971 nucleotides. RefSeq names its product potassium calcium-activated channel subfamily M alpha 1 (gene Kcnma1). Gene Ontology annotation, molecular function: large conductance calcium-activated potassium channel activity. Gene Ontology annotation, biological process: potassium ion transport; transmembrane transport. The transcript has 27 exons. Gene Ontology annotation, cellular component: postsynaptic membrane. The coding region runs from base 51 to 3632 and encodes 1193 amino acids. Lineage: Eukaryota; Metazoa; Chordata; Mammalia; Rodentia; Heteromyidae. The record is from RefSeq and is a predicted model, not a curated record.